This is a messenger RNA of Caenorhabditis sp. 36 PRJEB53466, 1315 nucleotides long. Lineage: Eukaryota; Metazoa; Nematoda; Chromadorea; Rhabditida; Rhabditidae. The record is from the annotation of a GenBank genome assembly.
AUGACCACGUUUGACAAAGGAUCGAAGCCAGACAUCGGCACGUUCGUCGCCUUCGACCACGUCCGUUUCAUUGUCGGAAACGCCAAACAGGUUGCUCCUAGCCUCUACUCAUCUCUAUUAUCGUUUUCUGUUUUCAGGCCGCUUAUUGGUACUGUGCCAACUUUGGAUUCGAGCCUUUUGCGUACAAGGGACUGGAGACUGGCUCCAGAAUUACUGCCCAGCAUGCUGUCAGACAGAACCGAAUCGUGUUUGUGUUCGAAUCGGCUCUUCUGCCAGACAACUCCGAACUGGGCCCUCACUUGGUCCAGCACGGAGACGGAGUGAAGGAUGUUUGCUUUGAAGUUGAGGAUCUCGAUUCGAUUGUGGCUCAUGCGAAGGCCGCCGGAGCCACUAUCAUUCGUGAAAUAACCGAGGAAAAGGACGAGAACGGUUCAGUCAGAUAUGCCACUCUCAGAACGGUACGCAUUGCACUCAUAACCAUUCUCACGCCCUCCGUUUCAGUAUGGAGAAUCCGAUCACACUCUUCUGGAGCGCAAGAACUACCGCGGAACAUUCCUGCCUGGAUUCAAGGCUCAUCCGAUGCCACGUGACUUCUUCCAGUCUUUGCCACAUGUCGGACUGAACUUCCUGGAUCAUUGCGUCGGAAAUCAACCGGAUCUGCAGAUGAACUCUGCCGUCGAAUGGUACGAGAAAGUGCUGCAGUUCCACCGAUUCUGGUCUGUCGAUGAUUCGAUGAUUCACACCGAAUACUCUGCUCUCCGCUCUAUUGUCGUCACAAACUUCGAAGAGACUAUCAAGGUAAAGCAUCAUGAUCGAAUAGGAAUACAUUGUGUGCAACUUUCAGAUGCCGAUCAAUGAGCCAGCUAAUGGAAAGAGAGCGGUCUCUCAGAUUCAAGAGUUCGUCGACUAUUACGGAGGAUCCGGAGUGCAGCACAUCGCCCUCAACACCUCGGACAUCAUCACUGCGAUCGAAGCCCUGCGUGCCCGAGGCUGCGAGUUCCUCUCUAUCCCCGCCAGUUACUACGACAACCUGAAAAAGAGACUCGCCAGCUCUCCGAUCACAGUCAAAGAGGACAUGGAUCGUCUGCAGAAGCUGCACAUUCUCGUUGAUUUCGACGAGAACGGAUACCUGCUGCAGAUCUUCAGCAAGCCGUGUCAAGACCGUCCGACUCUCUUCAUCGAGAUCAUUCAGAGACAGAACCAUCAAGGAUUCGGAGCAGGAAACUUCAAAGCUCUGUUCGAGUCGAUCGAGUUGGAGCAGACAAAGAGAGGAAACUUAUACUAUGAAAAUGUUAAAGAAGGAAACAAGCAAUAA